Trametes versicolor FP-101664 SS1 is the source of this 930-nucleotide messenger RNA. Its product is annotated as HET-domain-containing protein. NCBI's taxonomy places the organism in Eukaryota, Fungi, Basidiomycota, Agaricomycetes, Polyporales, Polyporaceae. The transcript is spliced from 2 exons. The coding region runs from base 1 to 930 and encodes 309 amino acids. The record is from RefSeq and is a predicted model, not a curated record.
AUGUGGUUAUUAGACACGCAUACCUUGGAGCUAAAGCUGUUCCAGAACUCUCCCACUGGCAACAACGGCAGUACAUACGCCAUCCUGUCGCACGUAUGGAGUGCAACAGGGGAGCAAAGCUUUCAGUCUCCGACGGACAUCAAAAACGACGAACGGAUCUCAGCGAAAAUUCGGAGCUGCUGUGCAUUCGCCCGGACCAUGGGGUAUCGGUAUCUCUGGAUCGACUCCUGCUGUAUCGACAAGACGAGCAGCGCUGAGCUCUCGGAAGCGAUCAACUCGAUGUACGAAUGGUACGCGUGCGCGGCCGUGUGCUUUGCCUUCCUAGAGGAUGUCGGCGACGACCAGGAUCCCGCUGCGAAGGAGUCGGACUUCAGGCGGAGCAGGUGGUUCAGGCGAGGCUGGACGCUUCAGGAACUCAUCGCUCCCCAAGACGUGCUGUUUCUGUCCAUGAACUGGCAUAUGCUGGGUACGAAGGAGGACCUCGCGGAUGUCAUCGAGGAGAUCACGGGCGUCGACUGCGCUGUGCUUCUCUUCGAGAAAACUCUGGAUUCGGUGAGCGUGGCACGUCGGAUGUCGUGGGCCUCCAAAAGGGUUACUACGCGGGUCGAAGAUGAGGCGUACGCCCUCCUGGGCAUCUUUGGGAUCUGCAUGCCUACCAUCUACGGAGAGGGCCGGAACGCAUUCCUGAGACUGCAGGAGGAGAUCCUCAGGACGAUACCCGACCAGACUAUUUUCGUCUGGGGCUCCACGCGGGACUCGAUCAUCGACGAGAGUGAGUGGUAUAACCUACCUCGCAUCGGACUGCUGGGGGGAGGGACGGCUCGCUCCGUUACCCCACAUGGUCGCCUAUAUGUCGGGAGAGGUGCCACCUUCUCAAUCGAAUCGCACCUGUUGGCCGAUACCCCCCCGUCUCUUCUCCAAUUCCUCUAA